Messenger RNA from Drosophila ficusphila, 1142 nucleotides. It is a transcript of the gene Prosalpha4, whose product is annotated as proteasome subunit alpha type-7-1. Gene Ontology annotation, cellular component: nucleus; proteasome core complex, alpha-subunit complex; proteasome core complex. Gene Ontology annotation, biological process: ubiquitin-dependent protein catabolic process. The transcript is spliced from 3 exons. Bases 122 to 871 code for a protein of 249 amino acids. The record is from RefSeq and is a predicted model, not a curated record. Lineage: Eukaryota; Metazoa; Arthropoda; Insecta; Diptera; Drosophilidae.
CUGCGGUCACACUGCGGCAUUUCCUCAAAAAAGCAUCAUCAUCGCCUGCCAAAGACGACAAGGGAAAAAGCUAAAGAUCGAAUAUUUUGACUCUACCUCUGUCGCUGAAUAAAGCAAAAAGAUGUCCUCGCGCUACGAUCGAGCUGUAACCAUUUUCUCCCCGGACGGUCACCUCCUGCAAGUCGAAUAUGCCCAGGAAGCGGUUCGCAAGGGUUCGACGGCGGUCGGUGUUCGUGGGGCCAACUGUGUGGUCCUUGGUGUGGAGAAGAAAUCGGUGGCCAAAUUGCAAGAGGACCGCACGGUUCGCAAAAUUUGCAUGCUUGACCACCACGUUGUGAUGGCCUUUGCCGGCUUAACUGCCGAUGCGCGCAUCCUAAUAAAUCGCGCCCAGGUGGAAUGCCAGAGCCACCGCCUGAAUGUUGAGGAUCCAGUGACCCUAGAAUACAUAACCAGAUACAUUGCCCAACUGAAACAGAAGUACACGCAAAGCAAUGGCCGCCGUCCCUUCGGGAUAUCCUGUCUUAUUGGCGGCUUCGAUGCCGAUGGCUCUGCGCAUCUUUUCCAGACCGAACCGUCCGGAAUUUUCUAUGAGUACAAGGCUAACGCCACCGGGCGCUCGGCAAAGGUGGUGCGCGAGUUCUUUGAGAAGGCCUAUCGCGAGGAGGAGGUGGAAACCGAACGCGGAGCCGUCAAGCUGGCCAUUCGCGCCCUCCUCGAAGUCGCCCAGUCGGGUCAAAACAAUCUUGAGGUGGCCAUCAUGGAGAACGGCAAGCCACUGAAAAUGCUGGACAGCAAAGUCAUUGCCGAGUACGUUAAGAUAAUCGAAAAGGAAAAGGAGGAGGAGCUAGAGAAGAAGAAACAGAAAAAGUAACACCUAGCCCGGAACACUUCGAUGGAAGGCCUUCGCUUUGAAUCGUUUUUCAAAUCUAUUCUGUGGUAUACAGCAGCUUCGUAUCACCACCAACUUUGUAUGUUAUUUAUGGCAACUUCAUUUGGGUUGGAAAACGCUUCAAAUCAUAGCUUCGGUGGACCGAAUGCACACUUUUUUUUAAUGAACCAUUUCUUUUCUUCGAAACUUUGUAAAACGGUAUGAAGAAAUUUGAUUUGUAUAAAAUACAUGCGUCAUCAUACAUUAACCGGAA